This is a messenger RNA of Lentinula edodes (shiitake mushroom), 3790 nucleotides long. RefSeq names its product fungal-specific transcription factor domain-containing protein. The record is from RefSeq and is a predicted model, not a curated record. Gene Ontology annotation, molecular function: zinc ion binding; transcription cis-regulatory region binding; DNA-binding transcription factor activity, RNA polymerase II-specific. Gene Ontology annotation, cellular component: nucleus. Gene Ontology annotation, biological process: regulation of DNA-templated transcription; DNA-templated transcription. Bases 143 to 3496 code for a protein of 1117 amino acids. Lineage: Eukaryota; Fungi; Basidiomycota; Agaricomycetes; Agaricales; Omphalotaceae. The transcript has 20 exons.
GCUCUACUAUUCACCGGUAUACGGUACGCUACUUGCCAGUGGAUCCAAUGCGGAAUUGCAGCUUGAUUUAACUUUCUUUUGCUCUUCAACAGCAACCGACUUGACUCGGCGCUAGCAUCUCUCUUUUCUUUCCCUCGCCGUCAUGAUUCGAAAUCAUGUCACUGGUUCUCCGCAUCCUGAAACUACCGGUAGAGUUGCUGGAAUUGGAAUUGGAAUCAACCGGGCUGGAAUACAAUCUGGCUUUAAUCCGGACGCUCAUCAUUACAGCUCUCAGAUGAUCCCACCACCGACGACGUUUUUCGAUGAUACUCAUUCCAACCCAAGUGGCUCGCUGUCCAUAGAGCAGGCAGAGGCUCUUCAGGCGAAACGCUAUCAACUUUGGCUCGAUGAAUACUCAAAUACUGCUGCUCAGCAGCAACAACAGCAUCAUGAUUUUACUUUUGUCAGUAAUUCAAAUUCAUGGCAACCUCAGCAGCAUCAACGCCAACCACAGCAGCCACAACAGCAACUCAAUGGUUUUUACGAUAACUGGGCCUACGACCAAUAUUCCAACUCCAACAUCGUGUCGACUAUUGCCUCAGAGACGUCUCAUAUGACUGAUAGUCCUUCAAGAAUUGAUACCGGAAUUUCGCGUCCGGUCGGUGGAAUAUCACCUUCUACACCAAGGACUUCAGCCUCUCCGUCCAACAGUCGCCCCACGAAUCAACAAAACUCCCCAACAACGAACAAAGGACCCACGAAGCGCAAACGGGCUAAUCCAAAACCGUCAGCUCCCGACAAACGUCCCAGACCGAGACAGGAUAGUGACGAAGACAGCGACGAUGAAGACAAUGAUUACCUAUUCGAAGGCGGCAUCAGUGUCGGCGUCGGUGGUGUCACUGGUGCAAACGGUAAUCGCAAAAGCACUGGUAGAUUACCUGGAGCUUGCUCGCACUGCAAGAAACUCAAGAUGAAAUGUGACUUCCCACUUAACGAUAAUACAUGUAAGCGCUGUAAGGCGGGAGGGCAUGUGUGUAUCGUUGAAGGACGAAAACCGCGGACGGCACCCAAUAAACGCGAGUAUUUGCUCGCUCAAAUAAGACAGAAAGAUAUGAUCAUUGAAAGUCUUCUCAAGCAGCUUCACAACCCCUAUGUCGCAACUCCGCUUUCUAUCGCGUCGUAUCGAAUGGCGACCUCACCCUCUGAUUCAAGUAACAAUAACGUUCUUGCCUGGCUUGAUCGGUUGCGAACAUCUGUCCAAGAUGCCGGUGGCAAAGCCGGCCCCGGGGCUUUUACAGAUGUACGCUUCUCCGGGAACGACGGAGUCGUGGACGACGAGGAUGAUGAGGAUGAUGAGGGGGAGGAACAUGACCGAAGCGGCGGACGUCGGCUGACACACGCGCAAAGAAUCGGAUUGGUACCUGUCCAUGAAGGUAAUGAUUGCGAAGUAGGUGAAGGGAACGGGAACCAAGGCGAUGGUGGUGGCGAUGACGAUGCGCUCCAGUCGAGUCUACCAGACUCGCAUGUUCCAUUAGGACUGAUUGCGAAUCUGAGCUUGAGCAGCAACAAAAAAUCCAAGUCAAAGAAACAUCGAAUGGAGGCUAAGUUGACGGAUCUCGACGAGGAAAAUCUGGACGAUGACAACGUUGGAGUUGCGAACGCAACGUACUUCAUGCCCGGCCCAGCCACAGACCUGGACAUCCGAGCAACUUUGAUAGAACAACACAGUCCCCCUGAAAUCUUAGUCCAUGGUCUAGUUACACCUGACGAUGUUGACAAAUUGUUUGAAAUUUUCUACGAACGAAUCAAUCCCUUCAUCUCCUUACUGGACCCUGUAUUGCACACUCCCGCAACGACAUUCGCAAGAUGCCCUUUCUUGUUUACUGUCGUCUGUGGGAUCUCGUCGCGGUACUACACCGAAAAAUCCGAGAUAUACCCAAUUGCAAUGCAUUUUGCAAAACAUUCGGCUGCGAACGCCCUUAUCGACGGAUGGAAAACAGUAGAGUUGUGUCAGGCGUACAUUCUGAUGAGUAUCUACGCUGUGCCUGCGAAACGCUGGGAGGAGGACCGGAGCUGGUUGUACACAGGGCUUGCCAUUAGAAUUGCCACCGACUUGAACCUCCAUCAAGCAUCUGCGACAAAACCGCAGAACGAGAAGCAAGAGAGGGAGAUGUUGAAUCGGAUCAGAGUUUGGAUGAUCUGCUUUAACUUGGAUCGGUCGACUGCGACGCAGUUUGGAAAACCUUCAACUAUAAAGGAAGACUACAUCAUGCGCAACUCGCAAGAUUGGUAUAAGAAACACAAGUAUAAUCAUCCAUACGAUGUUCAUCUCUGUGGAUAUACUGCUCUCCUGAGAAUUGUUGCCCGGUUUCACGAUGAUAUCUUCUCUGACCCUAAUUCGCCAAGUGGGUUGAAUAAGCACGUUGACUUCCGUGGUGUUACUCUGGAACACGACAAAAAAUUGACCACAUAUCAUAAAGAAUGGGAGAAACGUUUCAAUGAUGCACUUCAACCAGAUGAUCGUGGUUCUGCAUUCCGCUGUCUUCUUCUCCCUUUCCUCGUCGGAUACUCGCGCCUUGUGAUGUUUUCAUUCGGGUUCCAGCAAGGUUACCAACGAGGUCGUAUUCAGCCAGGGGAUAUAUUCUUCACCAAGUGCUUGGAGGCUGCAAAGUCUGUGAUACGAAAUAUGAUUGAAAAGUUGGCACCCAGCGGAUACAUGCGAUUUUCUGCUGAUGGACAUUUUACUUUUGCAUCGUUUGCGUCAGCAUUCUUAAUGAAGUUGCUACGACCCGAGUUCCAGCAUCUUCUUUCAAAAGAGGAAGAAAAUGACAUUUUCAAUCUCAUCGGUCGUUUAAUUCAAACCCUCAGCUCCCCAGCCAUCGCUAUCGACGAUCGGCAUACACCCAAGCUAUACGCUAGAUUCCUGGCAGGUUUGCUAUCCAAGCAUCGUCGAGAUGGAGCAACCGUGGGUCGUCUCCAAGCACAGCCAAAUCCGACGCAACAAAUGAACAACGUUCACCAACAUUCCUUCGGUGACGUUUCAAUUCCCAACGCCAACGCCCCUUCCAUGUCCACUUUCUCCGUCGCACAAGGACCCCACCAUAGCAUACAUGGACGACAACAGAACAUAUCACCGACUAAUUAUAUAUCUCCUGAUAAUUUCGUGGCGAACCAUGCCCAGAAUUCUCCCGCAACACCUAUGUACCAUCCAGAGGUAACAUACGCUGCUGGUGCUGGGGCUAUACAAUUCGGGGAUUCGAAUAUGCUCGGACUGGAUGGGAAUGCGGUGGGUGAAGAGGAAAUGCUUGCAACGAUGCAAGCGUUGAAAAAUCCUGCUUGGUGGCAGAAUAUGAUGAUGCCUGGGUUUUCUUGGUCGGACCCUUCUUCUCCUGGAUCCAACGUAUCCAGUUCGCCUACUCCCUCUUAUAACAACCAAACCCAGAAUCCCGCUCCCGCUAUGACGAACAAUUCGGGGUAUGGUAUAUUCCAUUCCACGCAGCAAGUACCUCUAUAUUGAUUUCAACUUGGGUUUCGUUUGUGUCUUGUUGCCAAUCUUCUCCUUAUCAUUUCCCGCUUUUAUCUUGCAACUCCUCUCACAUGUCGCCUGAUUUCGUUCGCCGGCUUGCUUCAUCGUCAGACUCAAUCUACUUUCUCAUUUGAUAUCGUGUCUCUGCUACUCAGGGUAUCUUGUCGUGCAAUAAAAAGUCUGUGUACUGUAUUCAAUUUGUACUACUGUACCUAUCGAUAUCUCUAACUUAUCCCAAUAUCAGUACUUAGAUUCAUUCUGUAUCUAUAUCAGGUUAACAGGUGC